This is a messenger RNA of Cooperia oncophora, 444 nucleotides long. The record is from the annotation of a GenBank genome assembly. NCBI's taxonomy places the organism in Eukaryota, Metazoa, Nematoda, Chromadorea, Rhabditida, Trichostrongylidae.
AUGCGACGUGAGACUGUGUGUCGAGUAGACGAUGGAUGGAAUUCACCGAAAAGCCACGACGAAGCGCAUAGCGAGCAGAGCACGUCGUACGUUGGUGGGGAUGCCCAAGAGGGGUGUCGUAAAUGUCUUCGUAGAAAAAUGGUCCCGGGCCGCGACGAGAAAGAACGAAAUCACUGGGUGCGUGCAUUGGAAGGCGUUAUCCGAGACUGUGGAGGAUACCGAAAAACGCCCAAAAAUAAGGAGAGCGCCGCAGAGGCCCUUAAACGUAAAAUAACCGAAGCAGAUCAGCAUCUCUCAGAUAUUAUCCUUCAGGUAAAAGGAUUGGAAUCACUGAAGGAACAUGCUAGUGAGAAAGAACGCCGAAAAAAAAUGUUGACGAUCUCAUCGCCUCCAGUAGCAAAUUACUCGACACGGUCAAACACGCCAUUAUUUUGUUGCAGGUAA